This is a messenger RNA of Laetiporus sulphureus 93-53, 390 nucleotides long. RefSeq lists its product as uncharacterized. Lineage: Eukaryota; Fungi; Basidiomycota; Agaricomycetes; Polyporales; Laetiporaceae. The transcript has 2 exons. The coding region runs from base 1 to 390 and encodes 129 amino acids. The record is from RefSeq and is a predicted model, not a curated record.
AUGUCCUGUACAGAAUGGAAACGCGAGCCAACGAUUCUAGACGUGUUUUUCGGGUUCCUGUUGCCCUAUCGACCGCCACGCAGCGCGCUGGGCGCGUUCGUCUGGCGGCGACGCAUGUGGCUCGAGACGACCUUCGCGCUGUCGAUGAUGGAGCCCUGGGAGAAGGUGCUUGUUGCCUGCUUCUUCUGGACGCUGUUCGCGCUCCUCACUGCCGGGAUCUACCUCUACCUUCCUGACCACAUCUCCUACGUGUACGGACGCACGAAAUACUACCUGCUGGGACGCGAGCUGGGGGUCACGUCGGCCCUCAGCUGGAGCUCACGAUGGGCUGCGGCCGGGAACGUCACGCCUCCUCUAGGAUACGUGCUCGACGUACGUGACGCGCUGUGA